Messenger RNA from Cydia amplana, 3673 nucleotides. RefSeq names its product rabankyrin-5. Gene Ontology annotation, molecular function: metal ion binding; protein binding. Lineage: Eukaryota; Metazoa; Arthropoda; Insecta; Lepidoptera; Tortricidae. The transcript is spliced from 21 exons. The record is from RefSeq and is a predicted model, not a curated record. Bases 1 to 3567 code for a protein of 1188 amino acids.
AUGUUUGUUUGCGCAGCGUCCAGCGAGGUGACAAAGCUUCAGCAGCACUUGGCGCUGCUGAAGGAGGAGUACAGUAAGCUGCAGAGCCACUGUGCAGAGGUGGAGCGCAAGUAUACACUUGCGGCCGCAUCGGCCGGUGACUUGAGCGAGACGAGUUUCGUCGCGCGGCUGCUCAUGACCGUAGCGACACUCUACGGCAGAGAAACCUAUUCAGACAUACAAAUAAAGCUACAGAGCAAGUCUAUGCCAGGUCAUAAGUUUGUCUUGUGUGCCCGGUCUGAUGAUUGGAAUGAAGAAGCAUUAAAAGACCUGCAGGAGUUGGACUGGUCAGUGCUCCCGGACGAUGUCGGUGCAGCGCUGCUCAAAUGGCUUUACACAGAUGUGGUGGACCUGACUCGGGGAGACAUGUUUGCACUUCAGCUCAUGAAGUCCGCAGCCAACUUCAAGCUUAAUGGUUUGGUGGGAAAGUGUGAACAGGCCCUUAUUGCCAGUGUGGGAGUCAGGACUUGUGUGAAGUUCUACUCUGCCGCUGAUGAGAUUGGGGCAUCAGCUCUCAAAGAACAUUGUUCUGGACUUAUUUCUGCUCACUGGGAUGAUCUCACAGGCGAAGACUUCGCUCACAUGUCGUCCGCCCUGCUGUACCGCAUGCUGAAGAGCAAGACGCCGCAGCCGCUGCACGGCGCCGUCCGGCUGCUGCGGGAAGACGUGGUCUUCCUGUGCCUCGUCGAGAACCACGCCAAUCUAACAGACAUCGUGAACGCGAUGUCGUCGCGCGGGGAGCUCCCCCUGGAGCUGGCCCUCCGCGGCCACAGCACCUCCAUCGCCACCACCCUUCUUCAGCACUGUGCGGAUGCCAACGCUAGGGGCGCCCGCGGCAGGACCUUACUGCAUCGGUCUAUAGACUCGAGAGACUCGUUUUCCGCUAAGUUUUUGGUAGACAACGGGGCCGACUGUAACCUCACUACCAAGGAGGAAGGCGACACUGCAUUGCACCUUGUAGCCGGAUUGACUGCAAGCUCUUGCGAUGAGGAAACUAUGGACCAGAUGGCAGAAAUCACGGAAGUCAUGAUUGAAAAAGGCGCUGAUAUUAAUAGACAAAAUCGGAAAGGAUUCACACCACUACAUCAAGCAGUCAUAGCACGAAAUCAAAGGAUAUUCGAUCUCCUACUCAAACAGCCAGCUUUAGACACGAACUUGCGAACUCUAACCGACGAGCAUCCACCUCUCUACUACGCACUAGUCGACGACAGACGGGCUUCGAUCUCUUCCAGCGAAACUCUAGUCAUGAAUGGGUCUAACCCAUUCGAUACGCCAGUGACCAAUACUGCGGCGUUUACUGAAGACCCGGUGGAGGGAAGGAAUGAGAGUAUCGUGGAGAGAGGGUUUGCUGCUAAGCUGUUGGCGAGAGGGUGCCAAAUGAAUCCGGUGUAUUCCGGCUCUGGAGAUAGCUUACUACAUAUUCUGGCGCAGGGAUGGUUUGAGGACUCGGCUGUAUUUCUGACGGCGCAUCUAAACGGUGAUCUUAACCAUACGAACGAGGCGGGCCUCACAGCUUUACACGCAGCGUGCGCUAACGGCCUGGCGCGCCUCACGGCCUCGCUGUUAGAACACGGAGCGAGGCCCAACUUGCAGACCUCGUAUGGGGAGCAGGAAGAUACUGUGUACAGGCAAACUCCCCUCCACCUAGCCGUGCUAAGCAACCACGAGGCGGCCGUCCUGGCCGUCCUGGAACACAAGAAACUCGUCGAGAAAGGCGACAUGCCCGCCACUGAUAGAAGCAACGUCAGCUUAUUGCCUAAUCUUAACUUGAAGAACUCUGAGGGAGACACGCCUGUUAGCCUGGCUCUAUCUGAAGGUCACAAAAAUCUAGUGGCGCCCCUGAUAGAGUCCGGGGCGGACCCUAACGUGCGCAACGGCAAGGGGUUCACAGUGCUACACCAGGCCAUUGUGGAAGAGGACUCCAAAACCGCCAUCUAUCUGUUAGAUCACGGAGCAGAUAUGGAUUCCUUAACGGAAGCCGGCGAAACGCCUCUACAACUCGCCAUACACUGUCGCCUCGGACUCGUGGUAGAAGCUCUGUGCGUGAGGGGCGUAGACAUGAGUCGCCUCGACGCCAACGGAGUGCCGCCUCUGUGGGCAGCCCUUGAUUCUGGACAGGAAGAAGUUGCCAGCAUUCUGGUACGAAAUGGCGCUGAUGCUGACUGCUGGGGACCAGGGCCUGAUGGCUGCUUGCAAACUUUACUACACAAAGCUAUAGACGAAAACAAGGAAAAUCUAGCGACAUUCCUGAUCCGUUCCGGCUGUGACGUGGAGUCGUCACGCCGCGCGGGCGCUGCGGGGGAAGGCGCUGACGUCGCCAACGAGAAGCAGUCGCCGCUGCAUCUGUGCUGCACCUGGGGGCUCACUGAUGUUAUACAGACUUUACUAGAACACGGCGCCAACAUCAACUCCAAAGACUCCGAAGGCAAGACUCCCCUCCACAUCGCGAUCGAGAACCAGCACGAGGGCAUCAUCUCUCUCCUUCUCUCCCAGCCGGGCAUAGACUUGUCUGCGAGGGACAACAAGGGCGUGUCGCCUUUCGCUGCCGCGCUUACUGCUAGGAAUAAUAAGGCUGCGCAAGCUAUACUCACGAAGAAUCCGUCCGCAGCGGAACAGGUGGACAAGAAAGGGCGGAACUUCCUCCACGUGGCGAUACAGAAGUGCGACAUGGAGAGCGUGAUGUUCCUUCUGUCUGUAGAAGUGGACGUCAACUCGCGCAUACAGGACAGCAGCACGCUAGCGCCGCCCUUGCACCUGGCGGCCGCGGUCGGCAACGAGGUGCUGCUUCGGAGUCUUCUACUCGCGGGCGCGAGGCCCAACGAUCGGGAUGCUCAGAAACGCACCGCCCUGCACUUGGCCGCCGGCGCCGGGCACGCCAGCAUCGUGUCGGCGCUGCUGAGCGGCGGCGCGGAGUGCGGCGCGGCGGACGCGGCCGGCGACAACGCGCUGCACGUGUGCGCGCGCGAGGGACACGCCGCCGCCGCGCGCGCGCUGCUCGCCGACUCCGACGUCGACGCCGCCGCCGUCAACCUCAAGGGUCGCAACCCCAUGCACGAGCUGGCCUGGUGCAAGAAGGACAACGCCGCAGCGAUCUGCGAAAUAUUCAUUGAGCUGAUGCCAGACUACCCCAUCAACAGAACUGAUUUGCAGGGCAAUACUCCGCUUCUGUUAGCGUAUAUGAACGGGCAAGCGGCCAUGUGCAGGGUGUUGGUCCGCGCGGGCGCGUGUCUGGCUCAGGAGAAUAAGGAUGGCGUUUCCAUAUUUAAUUAUCAGGUGGCGACAAAGCAACUGCUGCACCGGCUGCUAGACGCGCUGCCCGCGGAGGCGCCGUGGGCCGAGAGCGACCUGUGCCAGGAGUGCGGCACCAAGUUCACGCUCACCAUGAGGAAACACCACUGUCGUCAUUGCGGCCGAAUGCUGUGCAACAAAUGUUCGAACCAAGACGUCCCCAUACUGAAGUUCGGUAUGAACAAACCGCAGCGAGUGUGCGAGAUAUGCUUUAAAGUGCUCCAAGUGGGCGCCAGUUAGUGCCGCUGUGUUGGCAACACCGGCGACGAUAUUGAUCGUUAGACGUCAAGCGUAAGAUUGGAUUUCCACUACCCACACAGUCAAAUGCCCUUUCUUAAACCUUAUU